Messenger RNA from Ciona intestinalis (vase tunicate), 1128 nucleotides. The record is from RefSeq and is a predicted model, not a curated record. NCBI's taxonomy places the organism in Eukaryota, Metazoa, Chordata, Ascidiacea, Phlebobranchia, Cionidae.
CUCUCGUAUAAAAGUGACGCGGCAAAAUCAAACUCGGCAUUUUGGUUCAGUUUGUUGUGGUUUAGUGCUGCUUUCAAUCGACGUUAAGUAACGAAUCGGAAAUCCUUGUCACUCCUAAAAUUGCAUUUUGAUUCAAGCAGUUUUUUAAAAUACAGGAAGAAUUCUGCAAACCAUGGCAAGAGCCAGUUCCACAGUUGCACCUUUGCCAGAUCGAGUGUAUUUGUUCAAUUACUUUGAAAAACCACCAAUAGAUGAUUCAUUGUUUAAAGACGUUUGGAGCAAAGGAGCUGUCUAUCUUAAAAAAUCAGAUGAAUUCGUGUCCACACAUCUGCAUAGUAAUAAGGACCCUAAUGCAAAGUUCCCAUGGAUAAACUUUGCAAUCGCUCGUUCUCCCAAAGUAACAUUCUUAAAUCCCGACGAUUGGUGGAAAAAUUACAUGGUAGAAGUUCAACAACAUAAGCUUGUUGCAUGCCCAGCUGGUUACAGAGAAAUCGGUAGUUACAAGGGAAAUGCAUUGGUGGCUGAUGAUAAAAUGCCGCCUUCUGAUUCAUCAAGGUUCUUUAUAACAGCAGUUAAAGUUGGUCGGGGAAUAAGCGAAAAUGAUUUGGAAUCGAACUGGAAGGAAUGGACAGGUGCUGACUUUUUGCAUGGAAAGAUUGAAACUUCAAACAUUGGUGACAGCCACUUUUAUAAGAGAUUCAUGAUGGCGCCCAAGUUUCAGUAUACAGUCCGCACAGAAGUUAACAAUAUGGAUGAUGCCACUGGUCAUGAGAUUGCCAAAGCAGCCAAUGAAAGAGCAGGAAAAGAGGGCGUGGAGACAAUCACGGGAUUUUGCAACGUUGAAAUUUCAGUGAAAAAAGCAUGAGUAAGACAUAAAGUCAGUUUCGAAAGCUAAAGUUGCACUCUUCUAUAUUCUAGAAAAAAAAACUUAUAUUCAUACUUGCCACAGAAUUAACACUACCUCAUAUGUGGCACAAUACUAACACUACCUAUAUCGACUAAUUGGUCUAAACAUUACUUGUAUCUACUAACUGAUGUAGCUGAAGUCGUAAAAUAAUGUGAAGUUUAAUUGCAUCUCGUUACUGCGAUAAUAUAGUACACUCACAAAAUAUAUUUUACUGCAUUGUC